Molecule: messenger RNA, 5218 nt
Organism: Chelmon rostratus (copperband butterflyfish)
Lineage: Eukaryota; Metazoa; Chordata; Actinopteri; Chaetodontiformes; Chaetodontidae
Product: ER degradation-enhancing alpha-mannosidase-like protein 3
Exons: 20
Coding region: 695-3328 (877 amino acids)
Biological process (GO): mannose trimming involved in glycoprotein ERAD pathway; carbohydrate metabolic process; endoplasmic reticulum mannose trimming
Cellular component (GO): endoplasmic reticulum; membrane
Molecular function (GO): calcium ion binding; mannosyl-oligosaccharide 1,2-alpha-mannosidase activity
Source: RefSeq, a predicted model, not a curated record
CCGUAGUAAUGCCUGGCGACGUGUCAUCGACCAUUUAACUGUAUGAUAAUCAAUUUGCAAGGCAUGUGAACGAUUUGUGUUAGAACAAGAUGAUUUAAGACCUAUAUUACGUUCACGAUUUAGCCGUUGAGAUUGCUAUGUAAUUGAGUUGCAUUGCUGACGGCGAAGUAGCAACUUGUUAGCAUGUUAGCAACAGGGAACCUCCCAGCACUGUGAUGGCUAGCAAGAGUUAGCCACACUGUCUCACAGUGCCAUCAAUUUGGUAAAUACCUAAAUAUUAUCGUCACAUUUGUUUACAUUUGUUGGUUCAACAAAACGUGUGCUGUAAGCCUUGUAUGGGCCUCUUCUUAUUAGCCGGGCUCGAUAGUCUUGUUUUUCUUUACAGGUUAACGUCAACAGUCAUUGUUUAUCGAGGCUCAGCUGUAGCUAGCUGACUCUAUUGUUUACAUGGAUACGGUCAGCUGAGGGGCUCUGUGGGCAUGUGGUGGUCGUAACAAUACUGGAUCGACUACAUACAGAACAACCGCGGUGGAAACAUGGAAAUGGAGCUGGGGGGUAGCUAACGUUUAUCUACAGCCGACUCUGUUCCAAAAUGAGGGUAAUCGGGGCUCCAAAGGAGGACAGCUGUGCCUGCUGGACUGUUUGACUUUGCGUGGGCGUUGGACAAAGGACAGGAGUUUGUUUGUCUAUAUUAAUGUUUUGCCCGAGGCGAGACUACAUGGGGAGACUAGGAAAUAAAGUGUGCUGGGAACUGGUUCGCGCUCCUGGCACUGGAAUGAUGCUGAAGACCCUACUGAUCACCAGUCUUCUUGGCUGGGCCAAAUGUCAAGAGAGCCAGAGUAUGACACCGGAGGAGAGGACUGUCAUCAGGGACCAGAUUAUUGAAAUGUUUGAUCAUGCUUACGGCAGUUACAUGAAAUAUGCCUAUCCAGCAGAUGAGCUGAUGCCUCUGAGCUGCAGGGGGAGAGUGCGUGGCCAGGAGCCCAAUAGAGGGGACAUAGAUGACUCCUUGGGGAAGUUUUCUCUGACACUCAUUGACACCCUUGAUACCCUGGUGGUGUUAAACAAGCUUGAUGAGUUUGAGGACGCAGUGCGGAAGGUGGUGAGGGAUGUGCGCCUGGACAACGAUGUGGUGGUGUCUGUAUUUGAGACCAACAUCAGAGUUUUAGGAGGGCUUUUGGGAGCCCACGUGAUGGCUGACCUGCUCCGGCAGCGUGGGGAGAGGAUGCAGUGGUAUCAAGAUGAGCUCCUACACAUGGCCAAAGAGCUGGGCCAUCGACUGCUGCCUGCCUUUAACACCACAAGUGGCCUUCCCUAUCCAAAGGUGAAUCUACGGUACGGAGUCCUAAACCCACUUUCACGCACAGGCACUGAAUCGGACACCUGCACAGCAUGUGCUGGAACAAUGAUCCUCGAGUUUGCUGCCCUCAGCAGACUGUCAGGAGAGUCUGUGUUUGAGGCAAAUGCACGGAAGGCUCUGGACGUCCUCUGGGAGAGGAGACAGAGAGGAAGUGACUUGGUGGGGACUGUCAUUAAUAUCCAUAAUGAAGAAUGGGUCCGGCGGGACAGUGGCGUUGGUGCUGGUAUCGACUCAUACUAUGAAUAUCUGAUGAAGGCCUACAUCCUUCUAGGAGACAAUGUGUUUCUGGAGAGGUUCAACAUUCACUACAGUGCCAUUAUGAAGUACAUCAGUCAGCCUCCCCUGCUGCUCAAUGUACACAUGCACAACCCCACUGUGAGCGUGCGCAGCUGGAUGGACUCUCUCCUGGCAUUCUUCCCUGGCUUGCAGGUUUUGAGAGGAGAUCUGAAACCAGCUAUAGAGACUCAUGAAAUGCUUUACCAAGUCACCAAACAGCACAAGUUUCUUCCAGAGGCUUUCACUACAGAGUUUAGAGUCCACUGGGGACAACACCUGCUGAGACCAGAGUUUGCAGAAAGCACCUACUACCUCUAUAAGGCCACUGGCGACCCCUACUACCUCAGAGUGGGACAGUCCAUCGUGGAAAAGCUCAAUGCCUACGCCAGGGUGCCUUGCGGGUUUGCUGCCGUGCAAGAUGUCCGCACUGGGACACAUGAAGACAGGAUGGACUCAUUCUUUCUGGCUGAGAUGUUUAAAUAUCUGUACCUGCUGUUCUCGGAGAAGAGCGAGCUGCCCAUCGAUAUUGACGACUAUAUCUUCACCACAGAGGCUCACCUUCUCCCUGUAUCUCUCUCCACCACCAAGCCGCCCUGUCAAGGCAACAAUACAGAGACUGUUCCUGUCUCUCAAGAGGAAGAUCUGUUCACACACUCCUGCCCCAGCAUGGAGACGUUGUUCCCCAACAACCCUUCAUUUGCCAAAACCAUCCGGGACGGCUACAAGUACCUCACUGGGGUGGGACGAGCCUUCCACCCCUCACCUGUCAGGGAAAUUGAACUACCCCUCCAUGAUAAUGGCAUGGAGCCAGUAGAGUUCUUGAAAAGCAUGGGCAUUUCUCUCACUCCACUGAAUGAGGUCAUGGCAGGAAGCACCAGAAGUCAGAAGGAGCAUAAAGGAGUGUACCGGGUAAAACUCGUGGCUGAGGUAAGCCAGACACCGGAGGAGGAGGAGGUGGUGCCUCAUGUCGUUCAGCUCAUAUCUCCCCCAUUUCUGGGCAGGAUGGUCCUCACAGCAGGACCUGCCAAGUUCGGAAUGGACCUCACCAAGCAGGAGCACGGGGUGAAGGGCAGCAUAGCGAAAGCCUCCCCCUACACUGCAUGUGGGCCAGUAGAUAAUGCAGUGGAGCUUAAAGGCCAUAUCGCUCUGGCACUGCGUGGUGACUGCAUGUUCGCUGCAAAGGCUCGUCGGCUGCAGGAGGCAGGAGCCAUAGGAGUCAUCUUUAUAGACCACCGUGAGGGAAGUAAUAGUGAAGAGACUCCCCUCUUCCAGAUGGUUGGAGAUGGGGACUCCACUGAAGACAUCACCUUGCCUUUGGUCUUCCUGUUCAGCCGCGAGGGUGCCGUCCUCACAGCUGCUCUGGAGGAACAUCACAAUGUGGACGUGCUGCUGCUGCCCAAAGAGAGACAGCUGGGACAUGAUAAGACGGAAAAACCUGUCGGCAUGAACAUCAAACUCCGCCUGGCAGAGGAAGGGGAGCUGGAGGAUGGAGCAGCCAGAGGGCCCACCUUGGAGUUUGUCUUGGAGAAAGAGGAGGCACUUCUUAAGGAAGAGGAGGAAGAGGAGCUCAGAGGACAGUCGCAGCAGCAGCACUUCUGCACAAAGGCGGCAGAGAAUGACAGAACUGAACCAUGCUCAGCCGGUUCAUCUCAAACCCCAAAUUCUGACAGUGGACCAGACACAAACCCUUGAUCACUGCUGAUCCCAAAGCAGCCAAGUUUCCUAACACUGAUCCCUCGUCAGUUUCUGAAUGGCAUGUGCCUCAGAGCCCCUCACUGCCCAACAUGGAGCCCGAACUGACCCAGCCCGCAUGUUUACAACUGAUGGAGGAGUUUGAUGGCCACACUGCCAUCCUGUCUGGACUUUGAACCCUAGAGAUGGUUCUGCAUUUAUUAGACAUAGAGUCAAAGUGAAGCUUCUAUUCUGCGCGGUGCCGGCCACUCUGACAAGAGGGAUCAUGAGACUAAACUAGGUAGUAAAAGGCUAAAAGCUGUAAGAUAAGAUGGCUGUGCUGGUGCUGCCUACACCUAGCCUGCAGUGUUGCUAUCAUAGGCACAUACAAGGUGUUCCUGCUGGUAAUGACAUAGAUCAUUGACUUUAGAAUUUUAAAUUACUUCACCUAGGAGGAAGAAAAUAUGUACUUGCUAGGUUUUUAUGCAAUGCAGUUUGUUUUUAAUGUAGGUUGCACCUUUUUUCACUUCAAGAACUACUGUUCUCUAUUUAGUAAUAGUGGAAUAUUACCUGGCCAGUAGGUGGAGUUCACUACCAUAACUUCUCAGUAAUGCAAGCAGAUGAAGGAGAUGAACUGGGGCCAAUUUUGAGAGUUUAUUUUAUUUUGUACUGGUAAGCAACUUCAGGGAAUUUUGAGAGAGAAUGCAGUUUGCUAAGUUGACCCAUUUGAUCAAAUGUUUGUGUGUGUGUGUGUUCUGCAUUUUCUUCUUGCUGGCGUGCAUGCGUGUGUGUGUUUUUGUGCGUGCGUGCAUGCGUGAGUGUGCGCAAGGUGUAUAACAGCUGCAAUGCCCAAGACAGUGUCUCAGCCAAAACAUCAGUGCUAUCGGAUGAAACCCUCAUCACACAAGCAUUUCUAUAGGAUCAACCACCGUAAAUCUUGAAACAACCGUUACAUAACCAUGUAAUCAUUGUUAAAAAUGAAUCCUGCCAUCCUAAAAACAUUGCAGAAAUGACCAAAGCUGGCUUAACUCUGGUUAGGUCCAGAUGCAGCGUCCCAGACUGUUGUGCACUUUGAAACACAGGUAUGAUCGUCUAUGGCGGAGUCGAGCAGAAAUGAACAUUCAGCCUGUCUUUGCAUUUGUUUGUGUGUGUGUUGCAAGAAGUAGUUAUAAUUGCAGUCAUUUAUCGUCCGAUUUGCAUUGUGUGAUGAUGCAGUCCAUAUAUCCAUCUUAAAAUGUAAGGAAAGCUCCACAGGUUUACUUUAAAAGCAGAGAGGUGUUUUUGGUCAAGACUUAAAUGUACCUGCUGUUAGUCCCUCCCACUCAAACUACACUAACUAAACCACAUUUUGGGCAUUCUUAUGUGUCAUUACUUUAUGCAACAAUCCAGAAAGAUGCAUAACUCUGUUAUCAGUUUGUUCACUUACUUCAUUCUCACUAAUAAGUUAUUGUAUGAUUUUUGUCUUUUGUGGUACCUGAAAUGUGAGCUCAUGUUUGUGUGGAAAAAACACUCUUUGUGCCAGAGUAUGUUUUCAUUUAUGUUUGUAUAGUUGACCUUUUCCUGAUGCUGCUGAGUUAAUUUCAAGUCUUAAUCCAACAUGGCAUUUUGUUACAUUUGUUUAGCCUAUAUGAGGCUUUGCCAACCAGUAUACCUCAGGACUGUGGACUGUGUUCUCUGUCUGUUUAGAGAAAAGGACCACGGACAGGAAGUAUGGCACGCCUUUCAUUAUUUUUCGUGCUAUUUAAUUUUUGUGUUCAACUGUUUCGUAAGGUUUCUGUUGAUCGCUCCCUGAAAGUCAAAAAGUGCCAAAAGAGAUGGGUGACGUGGCUCCUGUUUCUGUUUCACAUCUCCUCUGUAUUUAGUUCCUGACUGUGAGCUGAGGCAGCCCCGUCAAUAAAUUUUAAAUCACAA